Messenger RNA from Gymnogyps californianus (California condor), 1357 nucleotides. It is a transcript of the gene PAX2, whose product is annotated as paired box 2. Gene Ontology annotation, molecular function: RNA polymerase II cis-regulatory region sequence-specific DNA binding; DNA-binding transcription factor activity, RNA polymerase II-specific. Gene Ontology annotation, biological process: anatomical structure development; regulation of transcription by RNA polymerase II. Bases 1 to 1230 code for a protein of 409 amino acids. The transcript has 10 exons. Lineage: Eukaryota; Metazoa; Chordata; Aves; Accipitriformes; Cathartidae. The record is from RefSeq and is a predicted model, not a curated record.
AUGGAUAUGCACUGCAAGGCAGACCCCUUCUCAGCAAUGCACCCAGGGCACGGGGGUGUGAACCAGCUCGGGGGGGUGUUUGUGAACGGCAGGCCCCUACCUGACGUGGUGAGACAAAGGAUAGUGGAGCUGGCUCACCAGGGGGUGCGACCCUGUGACAUUUCCAGACAGCUGCGGGUCAGCCACGGUUGUGUCAGCAAGAUCCUGGGCAGGUAUUACGAGACGGGGAGCAUCAAGCCCGGCGUGAUCGGCGGCUCCAAACCCAAAGUGGCGACCCCCAAAGUAGUGGAUAAAAUCGCCGAGUACAAGAGACAAAACCCGACAAUGUUCGCCUGGGAGAUCCGGGACAGGCUACUGGCCGAGGGCAUCUGCGACAACGACACGGUCCCCAGCGUCUCCUCCAUAAACAGGAUCAUCAGAACCAAAGUUCAGCAACCUUUUCACCCAACACCAGACGGGAGCGGGACAGGUGUGACUGCACCAGGACAUACUAUCGUGCCCAGCACAGCAUCCCCUCCCGUCUCCAGUGCCUCCAAUGAUCCAGUGGGCUCUUACUCCAUUAACGGGAUCCUGGGGAUUCCUCGGUCGAAUGGCGAGAAGAGGAAACGUGAUGAAGAUGUAUCCGAGGGCUCAGUUCCCAACGGAGAUUCCCAGAGCAGCGUGGACAGUUUGCGGAAGCACCUUCGUGGCGACACUUUCACCCAGCAGCAGCUGGAAGCUUUAGAUCGAGUUUUUGAGCGUCCUUCUUACCCUGACGUCUUUCAAACAUCAGAGCACAUCAAAUCUGAGCAGGGUAAUGAGUACUCCCUCCCAGCUCUGACCCCUGGUCUCGAUGAAGUCAAAUCAAGUCUAUCCACCUCUGCUAACCCAGACCUGGGGACAAAUGUGUCAGGACCCCAGACGUACCCUGUGGUGACCGGUCGUGAUAUGGCAAGCACCACCUUGCCUGGCUACCCACCCCAUGUUCCCCCAACUGGACAAGGCAGCUACCCAACCUCAACUCUUGCAGGAAUGGUUCCUGGGAGCGAGUUCUCAGGGAACCCCUACAGCCACCCUCAGUACACAACCUACAACGAGGCCUGGCGGUUCAGCAACCCUGCAUUACUAAUGCCACAUCCCGGGGCUCCGCACCUCCCACUGCUGCCGCUGCCUAUGACCGCCACUAGUUACCAUGGAAACCACAUGAAACUGCAGGGCGACAGCUUAGGCCUCCACAUUGUACCUGUCUGAUCACCUCCCUCCAUCCCUGGGAAGGCUGAAGAGACCUUCUCCGUUCCUCCCCACAGUCCAGUUCCUUCCUCUUCGCCACGAAGGCGCCGGACCAAGCGCUCACCACACAAGACUGAGACCCCCUGCC